Exaiptasia diaphana is the source of this 1019-nucleotide messenger RNA. RefSeq lists its product as uncharacterized. The annotation marks the transcript as partial. The transcript has a single exon. Lineage: Eukaryota; Metazoa; Cnidaria; Anthozoa; Actiniaria; Aiptasiidae. Gene Ontology annotation, molecular function: catalytic activity. The record is from RefSeq and is a predicted model, not a curated record.
UAUGGCAAGAACACCCUUGUGCAAUCCUUGUUUACAAGCAAUCACAGUAGUUGUUCCUCUCUGAAUCCCAUUCUCAUUUAUGUAUUGAUUUCUUUUGUGAAGUCCAUCCCAGUGCAAAUUAAAUCUUAUUUCAGGAAAAUCCAUGGCUCGAUGACUCAGUUGCAAAUGGAGAACUAUUCCCACCUGACUUGACAAAAACCUACAAUCUGUUCCGCAACGAUAGACAGCACACGAGUGGCGGGGUUGUUUUUGUAGCUGUGUCCAGGGACCUUGUUUCAUCUAGAAAGACUGAAUGGGAAACAGACUGUGAAAUGAUAUGGGUGGAAAUAUGCAUCUCUGGCUGCAAGAAACUAUGUAUAUGUGCAUUCUACAACCCACAUGAAGGAAACGAACUAAGCUGUACAAAUUUCUGCAAAUCACUUAGCAAUCUACGAAACUGUAACUCUCAUGUCUGGGUUACUGGYGACUUCAACCUCCCUGGAUAUGACUGGAAAGCGAACUGCCUCAAGCCUGAUUGCCACUAUCCAGAUCUAACAUCUAGAUAUAUAGAAGCCAUGGACGACUGUUCGUUAACACAGAUUGUCAAAGAGCCAACUAGAGGAGACAACACCCUACACCUGUUUGCUACAAACAAACCCACCCUGAUAGAGAAAAUCAAUGUAAUUCCUGGAAUAAGUGACCAUGAUAUAGUCUAUGUAGAGGGUGAUAUAAAUGCCAUUCUCCAUAAACAACAGCACCGAAAGAUAUUCUUGUAUAAGAAAGCUGACUGGGACGGCUUGAGAAGUCACAUGGCUGCUGAAGCUACUGCCCUCCUUCAGCAGUCCUCCGAAGAUCCUACACCCACCGUAAAUGAAUUAUGGAUGCGAUUCAAAAACAAGCUCCAACCAGCUGUCGACAAAUUCAUUCCAUUCAAAAUGUCCAGGAGCAGAAACAAGCUCCCCUAUGUAGACUGUAAGCUAAGGCGGCUUAUGAGGAAACGUGAUAAGCUACAUCGGAAAGGAGACCAAAGGUACAAAGUA